This is a messenger RNA of Dentiscutata heterogama, 1155 nucleotides long. The record is from the annotation of a GenBank genome assembly. Lineage: Eukaryota; Fungi; Glomeromycota; Glomeromycetes; Diversisporales; Gigasporaceae.
AUGGAAGAAGAAGAAGAGCAACCACCUACAUCAACAUCUCAACCCCAACAAUCUCAGGAAUCCCAACAAUCUCAGCCUCAAUCUCAAGACAUUACUAUUCCUCAAACAGGCCCUGGUGGUCGAGAAAUAGUAGCAGCUCAUGAACCGACUCAUCCUUCUCAUCGUGAAACAUCUUUAUUAUCAGGAGGAAUUGGUAGUAUAAGGGGUCCAUAUCAAUAUGCUCCAUAUCCUCCAUAUACUAUGGAAACUCAACAAGAUACUCGAGUGAAUGUAGGAGAUUCUUCGAAUAUUUAUGGCACAGGAUAUGAUAAUUUGUUAAUGGGCCCACCUCAUAAUAGAGGUGCUAGGCCUAGAAGACUCCAAGAUAGGAGCUUUAGCCGGGGAAUCUUUAUGAAAUUUUUAUGGGCUUUGACUGCUUUAGCAAAUCUGGGGAUUGUGAUUGGAUGUGGGUUUUUGGUAUAUUAUUACAUAAAUAGUUCUAUCCAGUCUAUUUAUGAAAUCAUUGCAAAAUAUGUGAUUAUUUUAUAUCUUGUAUUAGAAGGUGUAUUUCGAUUAGUUAAUGCAUUUCAAAUACAUGACUUUACAGAAGGGAGAUUUAGAUUACAUGAAGGAAUUUUGGUGUUACUAUGUUAUCUUCUUUUUGGAAGAGUUCAACUAACUGAUAGCCAAAUAAUUAAAUUAGCUAACGCAGCAGAUAGUACUUGUUUCAUAAUAAUGACAUUAUUCGCCAUGCAUCUAUGGUUAAUUGAGAAAGAAUCAAAUCCAAUUUUUUCCACAGAACGUAGGUCACGUCGAAUUGAAGUCUAUUUGGCUGUCCCAAUUAUAUACAUCACGUUCAUGCGUAUAUGGCUUUAUAAGGCUGACCCUGUACCUACAGUUCAACCGCAGGAAGAAACACCAUUAGCUACAGCUACGGGAGGUCAUAGAUUAGGUGUAAGGGUUGAAAAUUACGAAACUUAUUAUAGAAUGGAAAAAAAUACUUAUUGUGACAAAUGUGUUUACGGAUGUUGUAUGUUAUGUGAUAAGUGUUGUGCUUCAACAUAUUCGAUAUGCUGUAGUUGUUAUGAAUGGGAUUAUGUUCCUUGUGACUGCGGAAUAUGUGAUUGUAAUGGUGCUAUUGCUUCAUGUUGUGGAGGAUUUUUUAAUGCUUUAUAU